AAACCGUGAGAUGACCCUGUCUGGAGGCAGCGAAAGAGCCAGCGACAUGUCCGGCCAAACUGUGCUCACAGCGGAGGACGUGGAUAUCGACGUGGUCGGCGAGGGAGACGAGGAGGGCAUGGAGAGGGUGGACAGCGACUGCGACAGCCCGGGGGGAGGCAUCCUGCACGACCUCCGAGGAGAAGCAGGGGACGAGGAGGUGGAAGAUGAGAUCGAAGUGGAGAAGGAGGAGAUGAGGUCGGGUGGAGGGAGUCCGUGCUGCGAGAGCUCCGGGGAGGGAGAGACUGGCACCGGUAAAGGAGAGGGUCACGACGGGAGCGCAGCGCCGGGAGGUGCGAUCCAGAAGCCCAAAAGCAGCUUGGUAAAGCCGCCCUAUUCCUACAUCGCCCUCAUCACCAUGGCCAUCCUCCAGAGCCCACAGAAAAAACUCACCCUCAGCGGGAUCUGUGAGUUCAUCAGCAAUCGUUUCCCGUAUUACCGGGAGAAGUUCCCGGCAUGGCAAAACUCCAUCCGCCACAACUUGUCCCUCAACGACUGCUUCGUGAAAAUCCCGCGGGAACCUGGUAACCCAGGCAAGGGCAACUACUGGACUCUGGACCCAGCUUCAGAGGACAUGUUCGACAACGGCAGCUUCCUCAGGAGGAGGAAAAGGUUCAAGAGAGUUCAGCCGGACGUGCUGAGGGACCAGACUGCGCUCAUGAUGCAAAGUUUCGGUGCGUACAGCCUUGGGGGGCCCUACGGGAGGCACUACGGGAUCCACCCGGCUGCAUACUCCCAUCCGGCGGCUUUGCAGUACCCCUAUAUUCCCCCUGUAGGUCCCAUGCUGCCCCCGGGCGUCCCUCUCCUGCCCUCGGCGGAGCUGAACAGAAAAGCGUUCAACUCCCAGCUGAGCCCGAGCCUUCAACUUCAGCUCAACAGUCUGAGCACGGCGUCCAUGAUCAAAUCAGAGCCGUCCAACAGACCGUCUUUCAGUAUAGAGAACAUCAUCGGGGUCUCCAGCGCCUCCUCGUCCUCGCCGGGCGCCGCUCAGGCUUUCCUGCGGCCUCCGGUGACGGUUCAGUCGGCCCUGCUGAGCGCGCAGUCCCUCUCUCUGACCCGGACCUCAGCCGCUAUCGCUCCCAUCCUCAGUGUACCGUCAAAUAUUAUUUCUGGACAUGUUUUACCCUCAGCGACGGCGGCGGCAGUGUCCAAAUGGCCUUCACAGUGACUUAAAAACUAGAAAAAAUAAACUCUUAUUUUUAUAUAGAGACAUUAUUACUGGUGGAAGUGUGAAGAGCACAAAUCAAUAGGCAGCACUGGACUCUGUAGCCAUGUAAAGACUGUUGAAACACUGAGAAAAAGAGAAAAAGGAGAUAUUUCUGUACAGGUAAUAUUUGUAAAUAUUUGUAAAAAAGAAUGAUUUUACCUGUUUGACUUCUACCUGUCUUUUUUUUCUUUUGUUCUUGUUUGAGAUCUGUGAUAAUUAUUUUACAUUUUCUUUUUGUACUGGAAGCUCAAUGGACCCAUUUUUGGCUUCCUUUUCAUACAAGACACAAAAAGCUCUG
Molecule: messenger RNA, 1544 nt
Organism: Seriola dumerili (greater amberjack)
Lineage: Eukaryota; Metazoa; Chordata; Actinopteri; Carangiformes; Carangidae
Gene: foxd3
Product: forkhead box D3
Exons: 1
Coding region: 11-1207 (398 amino acids)
Biological process (GO): regulation of transcription by RNA polymerase II; anatomical structure morphogenesis; cell differentiation
Molecular function (GO): DNA-binding transcription factor activity, RNA polymerase II-specific; RNA polymerase II cis-regulatory region sequence-specific DNA binding
Source: RefSeq, a predicted model, not a curated record